This is a messenger RNA of Anopheles marshallii, 1335 nucleotides long. RefSeq names its product proton-coupled amino acid transporter-like protein pathetic. Gene Ontology annotation, molecular function: amino acid transmembrane transporter activity. Gene Ontology annotation, cellular component: vacuolar membrane. Gene Ontology annotation, biological process: amino acid transmembrane transport. The record is from RefSeq and is a predicted model, not a curated record. The transcript has 7 exons. NCBI's taxonomy places the organism in Eukaryota, Metazoa, Arthropoda, Insecta, Diptera, Culicidae. The coding region runs from base 1 to 1335 and encodes 444 amino acids.
AUGGAAAAGGAACCGGUUCCGGAAGGUGUUGAACUGUUGCCAGUGAAAUUGGACGGAAGUCCAAUCACAACGUCCGUUUAUGAUCCGCACAAGUACAGAGAUGUACCGAAUCCAACCUCCACGCUGGGCACGUUCGUGCACGUCAUGAAGUCGGCCCUCGGCAUCGGUAUCCUUUCGGUGCCGUACGCGUUCCGGAACGGUGGUCUCGUGUUUGGCGUGUUCGGUGCGUUCUUCUUCGCGAUGCUCUGCUCGCACAGUGCGCACAUUCUGGUCAGCACGUCGUACAAGAUUUGCAAAAAGGAGCGCAUACCGGUGCUCGGAUUUGCCGAAACGGUGGAAAAAGCUUGCGCCAACGGUUCGGCAAGCGUACGCGCGCUCGGCAGAGCGCUACGGAACAUCAUCGAUUGGUAUCUGAUGCUGACAACGGUCGUCGUGUUCAUCGUGUUCGUUGGCACCACGCUCCGGGAGGUGGUCAACUACCGGACCGGAUGGGACUGGAGCGAACGCACGUACAUACUGCUCGUCGGCGUACCGAUCCUGUUCAUCACGCAGAUACGCGAGAUCAAGUAUCUGGUCCCGUUUUCGGCCAUCGCCGGGUUUCUUAUCCUUGCCAACAUCGUCAUCUCGCUGAUCUUUAUCUUUCAAGAGCCGCUAUCGCUGGAUAACCGACGCAUGUUUCCAACCGCCUCAACGGUCGCACCAUACAUGGGCAUUGUCUACUUCGCGCUGGACGCAACGUGCCUCAUAUUUCCAUUGGAAAAUCAGAUGCGUCACCCGCAGCACUACCUCGGGUGUCCCGGCAUUGUCAACCUGAACUACAUCUGUCUGGCCAUCCUGUACAGCUUCUUCGGUGCCGUGGGCUACAUCCGGUACGGUGAUGACGUCGAAAGCUCCAUCAUACUCAACUUUCCCACCGAAAACGUGCUCGUUUCGUGCAUACAAGUGCUAUCCGCUGUUGCGGUACUGUUUUCCAUUGGGUUGAUUUUUUACGUGCCCACGGAGAUUGCCUGGAAGAAAUUGCACACUAAAGUGCCGAAGCAGUGGACCGGACUAGCCCAGAGUGGCCUACGGCUUGCGAUGCUACUGGUGAACAUUGCCGCAGCAUGCGGUAUCCCCCAUCUAGGUACAUUCAUGGGACUACUCGGGGCAGUGCUGAAUCCCAUUUUGGCCCUCUGGAUACCAAUAAUUGUUGAUACGGUGUACCGUUGGCCGAACGAUUUCGGCUGGCUACGGUGGCGUCUGCUGAAAAAUGUGACACUCUGCUGCUUCGGGCUGUUCCUGCUCGUAACCGGCACCAUUUCGAGCGUAAGGAACAUUAUUCAAUUGUACAAGUGA